AUGGGCUCCGUCGAUACCGUCGGACCUCUUUUCCAGCCCCUCCGCCUGGGGGCUUUGUCUCUAAGCCAUCGUGUUAUUCAGGCUCCAUGCACUCGUAUGCGCUCGACGAAGGAGUCGGAUGGUGUUUUCGUUCCCAAUGACCUCAACGUCGAAUACUAUGCGCAGCGCGCUUCACCCGGAGGCUUGAUGCUUACCGAGGCGACCCCAAUUAGCCGAUUGGCCGCGGGAUAUCCGGGUGUGCCUGGCAUCUUCACUCCCUCCCAGAUUGCCGGCUGGAAGAAAGUCACCGAUGCGGUGCACGCCAAGGGCGCAUAUAUAUUUUGUCAACUGUGGCAUGUUGGUCGAGCAACUGUUCCCUCAUUCAUUGAGGGAAAACAAGUCCUCGGCGCAAGUGAAAUUCCCAUCAGUGGGAACGCACUUGAUGGCUCCGAGUAUGCCGCUGCCCCCCCGCGGCCUAUGACGGUGGAGGAGAUCCAAGAGACAGUAAAGGAGUACGCAGCCGCUUCGAAAAGAGCGAUCGAGGCAGGGUUCGAUGGGGUCGAAGUGCAUGGUGCGAACGGCUAUCUUCUCGAUCAAUUCCUCCACGACAACGUGAAUAAUCGAACGGAUGAAUAUGGCGGCUCGGUCGAGAAGCGUUCUCGUAUCAUUCUUGAGGUUCUCGACGCAGCCUCCGCGGCCAUUGGGUCAGACCGCGUGGGCAUUCGCCUCUCACCAUACAACUACUUCCAAGACACCCGCGACUCCAACCCUAAUGCUCACUGGCUCUCCUUGUGCUCGCAGAUUGCCAACCUUCCCGCGGCAUCCCGACCGGCCUACGUGCAUAUGGUUGAGCCCCGCUUUGACGAGGUGUUGGAUGAAGAUGCGAAAAUUGAUUCUCUGGCCUUGGAAAAGCCAUCGCUAGACGUGUUCCGACCAACCCUCAAGAAGGGUGGCAUUGCAUUCCUGGCGGCUGGAAAUUUCAACGCCGAUAACGCGGGCCCGAAACUGAUUGGUGAUGGAGCAGAUGCGGUGGUUUUUGGACGGUGGUUCAUUUCUAAUCCUGACCUGCCCCGACGAUUGAAGGAGGGCUUGCCGUUGACCCCGUAUGACCGGUCGACCUUCUAUGGAGCAGUACCUCCUGAGAAGGGCUACACAGAUUACCCCUUCUACAGUAAAUAG
Molecule: messenger RNA, 1158 nt
Organism: Penicillium canariense
Lineage: Eukaryota; Fungi; Ascomycota; Eurotiomycetes; Eurotiales; Aspergillaceae
Product: alkene reductase
Exons: 3
Coding region: 1-1158 (385 amino acids)
Molecular function (GO): FMN binding; NADPH dehydrogenase activity
Source: RefSeq, a predicted model, not a curated record